GCGCAGAUAUUCAUUUUUCGAUCGGUACCACAGCAAUAUGAAACGAUUAAUUUUUAUUAUCAUCUCAGCCAUCGUAACCCUCGGACACUCGUACCGUCCGCCUAUUAUCGAAGGAACCGAAGCGAACCCGCACGAGUUCCCGUACCAGGUGUCAUUACAAUGGAACUUUAACAAUGGAUCACGUUCAAUGCACCUUUGCUCGGGAUCGAUCAUCAACCGGGAAUGGAUUCUAACGGCAGCGCAUUGUGGCGAGGAAGCUUCAACAGACGGUUGGUUCGAAAUCGUUGCCGGCGUGAACAACAUUGUCGAUGAAGAAGCUGGCGCACAGCGACGAAAUGUAACCAAUUUCCACCCGGAUUACGAUUUAAACACUAUUAAAAACGACAUCGCAGUGAUGUACCUAUCGGAACCAUUAGACCUGAACCGGAACAUUAAAACAAUGAAAUUAGCAACGGGUCGCACAUUGAUCCUUCAGCAACAUGCCAAGUUUGCCGGUUGGGGAUCGAUCUCUAAAACAAUGGAAAACAUUUUUCCCGACGAGCUGAUGAAAGUAACGCUGCCAUUGCGUACGCUGGAAGAGUGUAAAGGGAUGGGAAAUGUCGACAAGAAGCAGAUUUGCGCCGGAGGAUAUCGGAACGUAACCGGCUGUACAGCGGACUCAGGCGGACCACUAACGAUAAACAUUGACGACGAGCAGGUACAAAUUGGAGUGCUUUCUUUCGGUGAAAAACCGUGCCUGGCACGGGAACCGAUCGUGUUUACGAGCGUUUUGUACUUCUACGAUUGGAUUCAAAAAGCGAUCAAAGAUGAAUGAACUGUUCCCCAGAUGAUUAGCUACGAAUAAAAUACUUCUAAACGAACAUA
Molecule: messenger RNA, 864 nt
Organism: Anopheles funestus (African malaria mosquito)
Lineage: Eukaryota; Metazoa; Arthropoda; Insecta; Diptera; Culicidae
Product: chymotrypsin BI-like
Exons: 3
Coding region: 38-814 (258 amino acids)
Biological process (GO): proteolysis
Molecular function (GO): serine-type endopeptidase activity
Source: RefSeq, a predicted model, not a curated record